AUGCAGAGACAUCUGCCUGCUCUCAACAGAGUCCCCAAGGAGACAGAGAGCCUGUGCAGCUGCGGAGGAGCCUCACAAGCGCAGCAGCAGCAGCAGCUGCUGCAGCAGCAGCAGCAACUGCAGCAGCAGUGCAGACGCCUCGGGGCCGACAGGUUUAGUGAAGCUGCAAUCGAGGCAGCAACAGACUACGUAACCAGGCGGCUGCUACAGCAGCAGCAGCAGCAGCAACAGCAGCAGGUGCUGCAGCAGCAGCAAGAGCAAGAGCCGCAGCAGCAGCAGCAGGAUGUGCUGCUGCUGCUGUUCUUGUUGGGAGACACACGAAGAGACGCACGAGCUGCUGCUGAGGCUUCUCUCCCCUCUCUCUUAACUGCAGCAAACGGGGGUAGAGCUGGAGACUUCUCGCUGCGGCUGUCUGCGCUGUGGCUGCGGGGGCCGCAUGCAGCCCUUCAGCUGCAGGGACGGCUGCCGUGGCAGCAGCAGCAGCAGCAGCAGCAGCGGCAGCAGCAGCAGCAGCAGCAGCAGCAAGGGGUAGCGCAGGAGGAAGAGUUCGUUGCAGCAGAUGCCGUCUCUACAGCUAAGGACUACAACAGCAGCAGUAGCAGCAGCAGCAGCAGCAGCAGCAGCAGCAGCGACGUGUGCUGCUGCUGCUGCAAGUGGUUCUGGUUUGCUGUUGCUGCUGCUGCUGGCCUCAGCUACUCCGAUAGAGUGGCUCUUGUCGGCAGCUUCCUUGCUGCUGAGAGGGUUUGUGUCUCUGUGCAUAUGCGGGUGGCUUUGCUGCUGAGCUGCGGGCUUGCUGCUGAGGCUGUUGAGGUGUACAUACACUCCAGCUUGCCCGGCUUCGCGCUGCUGCUGUCGCGGCUGCAGCUGCCGCCGCAGCACCCGCUGCAGCACGAAGCCCUAGACGCAUGGCUAGCAGAAACUGAUCAGCAGCUGCAGCAGCAGCAGCAACAGCAACAGCAGCAGCAGCAAGGCUGGCGCAUAGGGCGUUUGCUGCGGCUGGCGCUGCAGCUGGAGGAGUUGAGCGAAGCCACUUAG
Molecule: messenger RNA, 1035 nt
Organism: Eimeria mitis
Lineage: Eukaryota; Apicomplexa; Conoidasida; Eucoccidiorida; Eimeriidae
Exons: 4
Coding region: 1-1035 (344 amino acids)
Source: RefSeq, a predicted model, not a curated record